Fusarium oxysporum Fo47 is the source of this 1647-nucleotide messenger RNA. Its product is annotated as general substrate transporter. Gene Ontology annotation, cellular component: membrane. Gene Ontology annotation, molecular function: carbohydrate:proton symporter activity. The record is from RefSeq and is a predicted model, not a curated record. Lineage: Eukaryota; Fungi; Ascomycota; Sordariomycetes; Hypocreales; Nectriaceae. Gene Ontology annotation, biological process: carbohydrate transport; transmembrane transport. The coding region runs from base 1 to 1647 and encodes 548 amino acids. The transcript is spliced from 4 exons.
AUGGCAUUGACGGAUACUGGAAAAGAGAAUGUGGUCGACUCAACCAAUAACGUCCAGCAUGAUGAAGUAGCCGACGGCACCAACCACGGCCCCAAAGCUGUAGUCUCCGAAGCGGCUGCCAGAGGUCAAGGCAUCUCUGGAUAUGAAGAGCUCAGUCCAUGGCAGACCAUCAUGCGCUUCAAGCUCAAUUCGCUUGUUUGUUUUGCUGUGACUUUCAGCGCCGCUACUGAUGGAUAUCAGAUCGGUAUCAUGGGGAACAUCAUUGCAAACACAGGUUUCAUCGAGCAGUUUGGUACCCAGCAGACUGAUGAUGGAGUCGUUCUAGCCUCCUCUGUCAUGAGUGUUUGGAACGUCAUUGGAGCAGUCGGACAGAUCGUCGGUAUGACGACUCUACCAUUCCUUUCCGAUAAGUAUGGUAGAAAGGUCGCAAUGUUUUGGUACUGGUUUCUCCUUGCUAUCAGCGUCGCCAUCGAGUGUGUUGCCAAGGACUGGAGAGUCUGGACUGUUGCUAAGAUCUUUGGUGGCAUUGGCGUCGGUUGCUUGCAAUCGACCAUCCCAACUUAUGUCUCUGAGGUAGCUCCUACGCACGUUCGUGGAGUUUUUCUCAUGUGUUACAGCUUCUGGUUCACGGUUGGUCAGUUCUUCGCUCCAGUUGCUUUGCAGGUCAUGCACUCUCAAGACCCUACCAAUUAUCUCAUUCCGCUCUACACGCAGUGGUCUCAGGUUGGACUGAUGUUUAUUAUUUAUCUCUUUGUGCCUGAGUCGCCUGCUUGGUGUGUCUCUCGUGGCAAGUUGAAGCGGGCUGAGGAAUCGCUUUCCUUCCUUUACCGCGGAGUACCCGACUUCGACAUCGAUCAUCAUAUCAACCUCAUCAGCAUGAAUCUCGAGCACGAGCGCAGCGUUGCCGCAGAACAGAACAGGGAAAAAUGGUAUUCCAUCUUCAGAGGUCGUGAUGGUCUCCGAACGGUUAUUUCCUUCUGGACGCUCAUGUCACAACAAUUUCUUGGCCUCGGAAUCUUUUUCGCUUAUGCUACCUACUUCUUCCAACAAGCUGGGGUCCAAGAUCCCUUCAAAGUUACUUGCAUUACAUCAGGUAUCAACAUAUUUUUCAGCGUCAUCAUCAUCUUUGCUUCGGAUUAUUUAGGUCGCCGUGUUCUAGCCUGUAGUGGCACAACCAUCUGCUGGGUGUGUUGCGUGGUUGUUGGCAUCCUCGGAGUUGUGCCGCAGGCCAAGGCAACGGAUUACCUCUUGAUCCUUUUUGCCUGUAUCUGGAAUGUCGGUCUAGUCGCUAAUGGGGCCACUGGAUGGGGGUUCAUUGGCGAGAUCUCCUCUCAACGACUCCGUCCUUAUACGGCUGGUUUCGCAGCGGCAUCAACCUGUGUCGUAGGCUUGGUGAUGGGAAUACUUGUUCCAUAUAUGACCAACGCUCAUCAGUGGAACUGGGGCCUGAAGACCAGCUGGUUUUUCGCCGGCUGCGGUGCGCCAUUCACCUUGGCCAUUUGGUUCUUGAUUCCUGAAACCUCGGGCCGAACCCCUGCUGAGCUUGAUGAACUUUUUGAACGAAAGAUCAAGCCUUGGCGAUUCCACAAGACGAUCACAGCCACCCAGCGUAUUCUCGAUACGAACCGUUCACGCGAGACCGAGUGA